UCGGAUGUAGUCUUCGUUGACCGGAUAGUGUUUGUGUAGAGGAAGUUUUGUUUUUCCGAGUUUUCCGUCUUGUUCAAUUGAUUAGACGUUUAGCUAAUGUUCUCUUAAGAACGCGAAAUGCGAGCUGAGUGACCUACACGCCGGAAAGAGCAGCUUAUUUUUUUUCAUUGGAGGUGGUAAAAGUCUAGUCUCUUUGACGUACACAGCUCGUAUUCCGGUGGCACCUUGACGCUAACGUAGUCGAGCUAGUCGACGCGGCUAACGUUAGCCUCCGCCUUUCUUGCACUGCGCGGAGUAGCGCCCCUGACCGAGCUAACGAAGCCAUGGGGAACCGGGGCAUGGAAGACCUGAUUCCCCUCGUCAACAAGCUCCAGGACGCCUUCAGCUCCAUCGGGCAAAGUUGCAAUUUGGACCUUCCUCAGAUUGCUGUGGUCGGGGGGCAGAGCGCUGGGAAAAGCUCCGUUCUGGAGAAUUUUGUGGGCAGGGACUUUCUUCCGCGAGGAUCUGGCAUUGUUACCCGUAGACCUCUCAUUUUGCAGCUGGUCAACAGUAAUGCAGAAUAUGCCGAGUUCCUCCACUGCAAGUCAAAGAAGUUUGUUGAUUUUGAAGAAGUGCGUGCAGAAAUCGAAGCGGAGACUGACAGGAUAACAGGCUCCAACAAGGGGAUCUCCAGCAUCCCAAUUAACUUGAGGGUCUACUCUCCAAACGUAUUGAACCUGACGCUGAUCGACCUUCCGGGAAUGACCAAAGUCGCUGUGGGAGAUCAACCGGCAGACAUCGAGCAUCAGAUCAGAGACAUGCUGUUGCAGUUCAUCACCAAGGACAGCUGUCUGAUCCUGGCUGUCACGCCCGCCAACACGGACUUGGCCAACUCUGAUGCCCUGAAGAUCGCCAAAGAGGUGGACCCACAGGGUUUGCGCACCAUUGGCGUCAUCACAAAACUGGACCUAAUGGACGAAGGGACGGACGCGAAGGACAUCCUGGAAAAUAAACUUUUGCCCCUACGAAGAGGCUACGUCGGCGUGGUGAACCGCAGUCAGAAAGACAUUGACGGCAAGAAGGACAUUCGUGCUGCUCUGGCAGCCGAGAGGAAGUUCUUUCUGUCUCAUCCUGCUUACAGACACAUAGCAGAGCGGAUGGGAACACCACAUCUUCAAAAGGCUCUUAACCAGCAACUGACCAAUCACAUCAGAGACACACUUCCUGGUCUGAGAAGCAAGCUACAGAGUCAAAUGCUCUCCCUUGAGAAGGAGGUGGAGGAGUACAAGAACUUCCGUCCAGAUGACCCGACACGCAAGACCAAGGCUUUGUUGCAGAUGGUACAGCAGUUUGGUGUGGACUUUGAGAAGCGCAUCGAAGGCUCUGGAGACCAGGUGGACACCAACGAACUGUCUGGCGGUGCCAAGAUCAACCGCAUCUUCCAUGAACGCUUCCCAUUUGAACUGGUUAAGAUUGUUUUUGAUGAGAAGGAGCUGAGACGGGAAAUCAGUCACGCAAUCAAGAACGUUCAUGGUGUCAGAACGGGGCUGUUUACUCCAGACCUGGCGUUCGAGGUCAUCGUGAAAAAGCAGAUCGUUAAGCUGAAAACGCCUUGUCUCAAAUGUAUCGAUCUGGUCAUUCAAGAGCUCAUCAACACAGUCAGGCAGUGUUCCCACAAGCUCAAUUCCUACCCGAGGCUACGAGAAGAGACUGAGAGAAUUGUCACUAGUCACAUUCGAGAAAGGGAAGGAAAAAGCAAGGACCAGGUUCUGUUGCUGAUUGACAUUGAACUGUCCUACAUCAAUACCAACCAUGAGGACUUCAUUGGCUUUGCUAACGCACAGCAGAGGAAUAUAGCAGCCAACAAGAAGCGGGCCAUCCCCAACCAGGGUGAAAUUCUGGUAAUAAGAAAAGGCUGGUUGACCAUCAAUAUAAGCAUCAUGAAGGGGGGCUCCAAGGAGUACUGGUUCGUCCUCACCGCAGAAUCCCUGUCCUGGUACAAAGACGAGGAGGAAAAAGAGAAGAAGUACAUGCUGCCUCUGGAUAACCUGAAAAUCAGAGAUGUGGAGAAAGGCUUUAUGUCCACAAAGCACAUCUUUGCCAUCUUCAACACAGAGCAGAGGAACGUGUACAAGGAUUUACGACAAGUUGAACUGGCCUGUGACUCUCAGGAGGAUGUGGACAGCUGGAAAGCGUCUUUCCUCAGGGCUGGAGUUUACCCAGAGAAAGACCAGGUGGAGAACGACGAGGCAGCCCCGGCAGAUACCUUCUCCAUGGACCCUCAGUUGGAGCGUCAGGUGGAAACCAUCCGCAACCUUGUGGAUUCCUACAUUGGCAUUAUCAACAAAUCCAUAAGGGACCUGGUGCCCAAGACAAUCAUGCAUCUCAUGAUCAACAGCGCAAAGGAUUUCAUCCAUUCGGAGCUGCUGGCUUACCUGUACUCGUCGGCCGACCAGAACAGCCUCAUGGAAGAAUCUGCCGAGCAGGCGCAGCGUAGGGACGAAAUGCUGCGCAUGUAUCACGCCCUCAAGGAGGCGCUGCACAUCAUUGGUGACAUCACCGCCAGCACUAUCAGCACCCCAGUCCCUCCGCCUGUAAAUAACACCUGGAUACAAGAGGCCAGCCCAACACCUCAACGGCGGCCGCCUCCCUCAUCAGCCCCGCCUCCUAGCCGCCCGCCGGCUGUCCGAGGACCGACACCUGGACCCCCCUUGAACCCCACCCCGGCUUUCGCCUCCGUCCCUCUCAACCCGUCCCCCAACUUUGGCGCCCCUCCCAUCCCUUCCCGUCCUGGCCCAACACCGGGGGGCUUCAACCACCUCCAGGACCCCUUCAGCGCACCCCCGCAGAUCCCCUCCCGGCCAGCGCGCAUCCCACCCGGCGUUCCCAGCCGAAGACCCCCUGGUGCUCCCUCUCACCGGCCCACCAUUAUCCGCCCCGCCGAGCCCUCCCUGCUAGACUAGACCCCAUGGGCCCGACCCACUGUAAAUCUCUUCUGCGUGUGUGUGUGUGUGUGUGUGCUGGAGAUGAUGAAACACUUUUGCAAUCACGUUAACUCAUUGGCUGCCAUUGAUUGUGAUAGACGAAACGGCGUCGCUUUAAAAAAUGACUGAUUUUACUUUGAUCGCACAGUAAUUUUUUCAAACAUUUUUUUUUUUCAAAUUAAAACACUCAAACUAAGGAGUAAAAUCAACAACCUUCCUACUGUUCUAUCAGCUUUAAUGUUGUUUCAUAAAUUGGCUCACUAGCUGCCAUUAAUGGCAAUAGAAUACAGCAACACAUACUCUAUUAGAAUAUGGAAGUAAUUUUUUUUUUGAACCAGUAUGUGGUUAAGGAACAAGAUCGUAAAUUUAACUCGUAUGCUGCCAUUGACGACUGUACAGUAGAUGUCCAAAAUGGCAAUGAAUAAUAAUCAAAAUUCAUUUUGAAAAACACUUAACACGCACGCACGCAGAGUAGCCAAAUCUUCCCAUCCUAUUGAUUUUGGUCCUAAAUGAGCAUAUAAUUUUUUUUUUUUCUAUAAAUAAAACAAAUGGCAAAUGUAGCUCCGCCCAUUAGCGGCCGUGUGCACUUUCUCCCCGGCAUCCAUCGUGCUUUUCAACUUUAUAUCCUCCUCUAUGCAUUCAAAAUCCUUGUAAAUAACCAGAGCGGGGAGGGAGCACUUGUAUAUCUCCUUGCGUCGAAGCGCUUUAGAGUUCUAAUCCGAGAGCGGGGUGCGGUAACGCCGCGCGUCUUUCAUUUGACUAACUUUUAUUUAUAACCCGUUUUGUUUUGGUCGUACAUGGAAAGUGUGAGAUUCGUUGGUUGCUUGCUUUAAUGCAGGGUUUCCCAAAACCUGUUGGAGUAUUUCAGCAUUUUUACCCUCGACAACCACCGAGAAGCUAAAAAUGUCACGUUUGGGAAGACCUGUUUUAAUAAAUGACGUGAUCACACAAGGGGAAAUUGCAUUAUUUGUGGGGCUACUUGUGUUUAAGGAUGGGAAUUUGUUCGCGGAACCUUUUUUGUAAUUACAAAUGGGAAAGGCCUUCAGUGAUAUCGUUUUAUAAUUUCAUACAGGGGUGUCCACACUUUUUCUUUCAAGCGCCACAAAUAAACAUUAAAAGGGACAAAAGACCAGUUUGAGGACUUUAAAAUUAAGUCUUUUAGUGCCAGUGAAUAUGAUAGACAUCCACUCACGUGGAUUUAAAUUAGUUUGUCACUAUUGGACGUCCAAGCCAUUUGAACUGCGAGGGUGGCGAGCAUGAACGUACGUUCAUUCACUGCCAGCACUCCCAUUUUAAAUAGAUUGGACUUUAAAUAGAUUGGACGUCUAUCGCCGUCAAUGGCAUCCAAUUAGUUAAGAAUGGACUUCCUGUGCUUCUCUAAUUCACCAAGAAAAAACAAUCUGCUUUCUAAGUGCCAACAUUAUGACCUAAAUUUAAUACAGUAAUGUAGCAGGCUUUGUGUUGUCAUAAAAAACUGGACUGGUUUUACUCAACUUUUCAAGGAAAACUUAAAAUCGCAAAUUAUGUCAAAAUUUGAGAAAUAAAUGAUCAAAGACACGUUUGGUGAUGCACUUAAAUAUAAAGGAAAAAACAUUAUUAGUGUUCCAAUUAUGCAUAUAACGACUCUACAUGAGUAAACUUAAGUUUUUAAAGGUGAAAUUAUUUCUCCUGCCACUAGAAGAAGUCCGUGUAUCACUAAUAUUACUCACACAAAUUGUCAAUUGAGUUUCAUGGCAGUUUAACUUAUUGGCUGACAUUGAUGGCGAUAGACUGUUCGGAUUGGAUGGAUCGGACGUCUAUCACUGUCAAUGGCAGUGAAUAUGUUAAUGAUUCUUAAAAAUAAAAAAAUCCGUUCAAUAACUGGCAUGGCGUCACGUGUCCACAAUGUAGAAAUGAAGUACAGCUGUUAAAUACAGCCAAGCCACGAGUCAUGUCCUAAUUUCUGCUCAAAACUGUGGCUCGUAGUUUGGACACCCCUGUCUGCUUUCGCGGAAUUUGACAACACACUUUGUCCACAAGAUGGCGACAUCGCCGUUUUGUGGUCGUAGCACACUGCACAGACGAUGCGGUUUGUCGUUUUUGUUGUUAAAGUGCCUGUGUUGCCUCACACGCGCCACAAAAGAGUCAAUAAAAGACGUUGUGUACAAUCAUGAAA
Molecule: messenger RNA, 5118 nt
Organism: Corythoichthys intestinalis (scribbled pipefish)
Lineage: Eukaryota; Metazoa; Chordata; Actinopteri; Syngnathiformes; Syngnathidae
Gene: dnm2a
Product: dynamin 2a
Exons: 21
Coding region: 324-2942 (872 amino acids)
Biological process (GO): synaptic vesicle endocytosis
Cellular component (GO): synapse; cytoplasm; microtubule
Molecular function (GO): GTPase activity; GTP binding; microtubule binding
Source: RefSeq, a predicted model, not a curated record